CAGCAAUUACUAAUCAGUAAUAAUUUAUUUGCUAACUAGAAAAAGAAAGGUAGUAGAUUAGGUAUCUCGGUUCGUGAAUUUGUCAACUCUCAUCCUUGUCUUGAUUCGCACAGACCAGAGCUAAAACUUCAACCCUAAGAAAGAGAUAAAGAGAUUUGGAAGGAAGAAAUUCCAGUCUUGUAAUCGAAUCGUUUUUUUUUUUUGGUCAAAAGAAUGAUGUCUGGUAGCACAACGGAAUAAAGAGAUUCUUGUUCCAAGUCCAGAUCAGAGACUAGAACUGUUUUUUUGGAACGAAUUUCAUCUUCUUCCUCUUUUUUUUUUUUUUUGGGUUGCUAUUUUAGGUUGUCUUCGAUCGUUGUGUAUAUGUUGUGUUGGUUUUGGUGAAGGGAGAUUUGAUGGAGAGCUAUUUGAACGAGAACUUUGGGGAUGUGAAGGCGAAGAACUCGUCGGAGGAAGCGCUUCAGAGAUGGAGGAAACUCUGUUGGGUUGUGAAGAAUCGGAAACGCCGUUUCCGUUUCACUGCUAAUCUCGACAAGCGCAAUGAGGCCGAGGCUAUACGCCGAUCUAAUCAGGAGAAGUUUCGAGUUGCAGUUUUGGUUUCACAAGCAGCACUACAAUUUAUUCAUGGCCUGACUUUGACUAGUGAAUACACUGUACCUGAGGAAGUCAAAGAUGCGGGUUUUCAAAUCUGUGCUGAUGAAUUGGGAUCUGUGGUCGAAGGGCGUGACGUGAAGAAGCUGAAAAUUCACGGUGGAGUUGAGGGAAUUUCUAGCAAGGUUGCUACAUCAAUAACCAGUGGAAUCUCUACUUCUGAGGAACUGCUGAGUAAAAGGAAAGAAAUUUAUGGUAUUAACAAAUUCACUGAAAGCCCGGUCAAGGGUUUCUUGACUUUUGUGUGGGAAGCCCUUCAGGAUAUGACCCUGAUGAUACUUGCCUUUUGUGCCUUCGUUUCUCUGGUUGUCGGUCUAGCAACGGAAGGAUGGCCAAAGGGUGCUCAUGAUGGGCUUGGAAUUGUUGCCAGCAUUUUGCUUGUUGUUUUUGUUACAGCCACGAGCGACUAUAGACAAUCUCUGCAGUUUAAGGAUUUGGACAGGGAGAAGAAAAAAAUUACAGUUCAGGUUACUAGAGAUGAGUGCAGGCAGAAGAUAUCAAUUUAUGAUCUACUUCCUGGUGACAUAGUUCAUCUAAGUAUUGGAGAUCAAGUCCCAGCUGAUGGACUCUUCAUAUCAGGGUUUUCUGUGAUUAUAAAUGAGUCCAGUUUAACAGGUGAGAGUGAGCCAGUUAAUGUCAAUUCUCAGAAUCCUUUUCUUCUCUCUGGAACUAAAGUACAGGAUGGGUCAUGCAAGAUGCUUGUGACUACUGUUGGGAUGAGGACCCAGUGGGGAAAGUUGAUGGCUACUCUCAGUGAAGGAGGAAAUGAUGAAACCCCCUUGCAGGUGAAACUCAAUGGUGUGGCAACCAUAAUUGGAAAGAUUGGUCUAUUUUUUGCUCUUGUGACUUUUGCUGUUUUGGUGCAAGGAUUGUUUACCCGCAAGCUGCAAGAAGGGUCCCAGUGGAUCUGGUCGGGGGAUGAUGCAAUGGAAAUUCUAGAAUUCUUUGCUAUUGCUGUUACAAUUGUUGUCGUUGCUGUUCCGGAGGGGCUACCUUUGGCUGUGACAUUGAGCCUCGCUUUUGCCAUGAAGAAGAUGAUGAAUGAUAAGGCACUUGUUCGGAAUUUGGCUGCUUGUGAGACUAUGGGAUCUUCUACUACUAUAUGCAGUGACAAGACUGGGACAUUGACAACAAACCACAUGACUGUCGUUAAAGCUUGCAUUUGUGGAAAGACCAAGGAAGUAGGCAGCUCUAAGGACGCUUCUAACUUCUGCUCCGAAAUUCCAGAUUCUGCUUUGAGAAUCCUACUUCAAUCAAUAUUUAAUAACACUGGAGGAGAAGUGGUGAAAAACAAAGAUGACAAGAAUGAGAUAUUGGGAACACCCACUGAAAUGGCUAUUUUGGAAUUUGGGCUGCAGCUUGGUGGUGAUUUCCAAGUAGAACGACAGGCAUGUCAUAUUGUGAAAGUUGAACCUUUCAAUUCAGUGAGGAAGCGGAUGGGGGUAGUUCUAGAACUUCCUGAAGCUGAAGGUGGUUUCCGAGUGCAUUGUAAAGGUGCUUCUGAGAUAAUUUUAGCUGCAUGUGACAAAGUCAUAGAUUCGAAAGGUGAGGUUGUUCCCCUUGACAAAGAAUACGUUAAUAGGUUGGAAAAUACUAUCGAACAAUUUGCUAAUGAAGCUCUUCGGACUCUUUGCCUUGCUUACAUGGAAAUUGAAAGUGAGUUCUCUGCUGAAAACCCUAUUCCUACCAGAGGAUACACUUGCAUAGGAAUUGUGGGAAUUAAAGAUCCAGUUCGUCCUGGGGUCAGGGAAUCUGUUGCCAUCUGUAGGUCAGCUGGUAUAACAGUUAGGAUGGUUACCGGAGACAACAUAAACACUGCAAAAGCAAUAGCAAGAGAGUGUGGAAUUUUGACUGAGAAUGGUUUGGCAAUUGAAGGACCAGAAUUUCGCGAGAAGAGUGAAGAGGAAAUGCGAGAAAUUAUUCCAAAAAUUCAGGUUAUGGCUCGAUCUUCACCAUUAGAUAAACACACCCUGGUCAAACAAUUGAGGACCACUUUUGAAGAAGUUGUUGCAGUGACUGGAGAUGGUACAAAUGAUGCUCCUGCACUUCAUGAAGCUGACAUUGGGCUAGCAAUGGGCAUUGCUGGAACUGAGGUUGCCAAAGAAAGUGCCGAUGUGAUAAUUCUGGAUGAUAACUUCUCCACAAUUGUGACUGUGGCCAAAUGGGGACGCUCAGUUUACAUAAAUAUUCAAAAGUUUGUUCAGUUCCAACUAACGGUAAAUGUGGUUGCCCUUAUCGUCAACUUUUCUUCUGCUUGUUUGACAGGUGAGCAAAUCAUGGAAUGCUCUGUUCAGCUUCUUUGGGUCAACAUGAUCAUGGACACCCUAGGAGCGCUUGCGUUGGCCACAGAACCUCCAAACAAUGACUUGAUGAAGAGAUUGCCCGUUGGAAGAAAAGGAAACUUCAUCAGUAAUGUGAUGUGGAGGAAUGUCCUGGGGCAGUCCUUGUAUCAAUUCUUAAUAAUAUGGUACCUACAGACAAGAGGAAAAGCAGCUUUUCAGCUUAGUGGCCCGGAUUCUGAUUUGAUACUGAAUACACUCAUUUUCAACUCCUUCGUAUUCUGUCAGGUUUUCAAUGAGAUCAGCUCUAGGGAGAUGGAGAAGGUAAAUGUGUUCAAAGGAAUCCUGAACAAUUAUGUGUUUGUGGCUGUGAUCAGUUGCACUGUUAUCUUCCAAAUCAUAAUCGUCGAGUUUCUUGGUACAUUUGCAAGCACACAUCCUCUCAGUUUACAACAGUGGAUUGUCAGCAUUUUCCUCGGAUUCCUUGGCAUGCCAGUUGCAGCAGCACUAAAGAUGAUUCCAGUAGGAUCUAACAUACCACGAGGCAAAUAAGUACAUCUGAGUUGAGGGUCCGUCCUUUUGGCAUUAGCUGUUAAUGGAUGGCUUUUAACGGUGCCUUUCCCCCAAAACCAAGCCUGAAAAGAAAAAAGGGCAAAAAAGAAAAAAGAGAAAAAGAAAAGAAAAGAAAGAAGGUGACUGAUACUACAAAGUUGUUUGUUGCUUGGUUGGUGUGGACAUAAUUUGAGGCGCUAUUGAAGUUUUCACUAACUAGAUUUGAGCUUCCUGCAUUAAAUGUGCGUUUGGAAAAGCGUGAAUUGUCGCUGAUUUGAAGUUUUUUUGUACAAACCUUGAGGCAUUUGGCAAUAUACAAAAUCAUUUCAGCUACUUCUCAAAGAUGUGAGUCUAUGGGGAAAGCUUUAAUCUGCCGAGGAAAACUUUAAAAACGCCUACAAAUUAUUGUUCCAAUUCCACCACUCUCACAGGAAACAUUUUUUUUUUUUCUUUUCUAAAACAACAAAGCUUUUUAGUAUUAGCACUCUAUUAUGGAAGAUUUUUAACUACCAGCCAGAAAAGGUAAAAGGGGGAAAAAAAAACCCCUCUUCCUGUAGAACUUUGCCAAAUGCUAAGUUGACUCCGUUCGUACUAGGGUUUUCUGCUUGAGAAAGAAAAAAUUAGAAUUGCUUUUGUUUAUGUCAGAAAAUACUUUUGCGAUGUUGUCAAAUGUCACAAGCUUAUCAAACUGAUUCUUUACACAUCAAAGAGUUGUUUCAGUCAUUCAGCUUCCCAUACUAAAAAUGGAGGCUAAACUUUUGUUAGUUCUUUACCUUAUCGGGAUGAUUUGUGAUUAUGCAUUAUGCUGAUGUAAAGUAAA
Messenger RNA from Morus notabilis, 4302 nucleotides. RefSeq names its product calcium-transporting ATPase 1. Gene Ontology annotation, cellular component: intracellular membrane-bounded organelle; membrane. The transcript is spliced from 7 exons. Gene Ontology annotation, biological process: calcium ion transmembrane transport. Lineage: Eukaryota; Viridiplantae; Streptophyta; Magnoliopsida; Rosales; Moraceae. The coding region runs from base 396 to 3482 and encodes 1028 amino acids. The record is from RefSeq and is a predicted model, not a curated record. Gene Ontology annotation, molecular function: ATP binding; P-type calcium transporter activity; calmodulin binding.